Molecule: messenger RNA, 1069 nt
Organism: Raphanus sativus (radish)
Lineage: Eukaryota; Viridiplantae; Streptophyta; Magnoliopsida; Brassicales; Brassicaceae
Product: CDP-diacylglycerol--inositol 3-phosphatidyltransferase 1
Exons: 10
Coding region: 195-884 (229 amino acids)
Biological process (GO): phosphatidylinositol biosynthetic process
Cellular component (GO): membrane; Golgi apparatus
Molecular function (GO): CDP-diacylglycerol-inositol 3-phosphatidyltransferase activity
Source: RefSeq, a predicted model, not a curated record
AAAUUCCACUUUUUGUUUGAAUGUUGUAAAAGGAAGAAGCAGCCCAGAUUGAUAUAACAUUCAUUACAUCUGGCAAUGGCAGCGAAUCUGAUUCGAUUGGAUUUGCAUUGAAGUAACUUGAGAGAGCCUCCUUCUACUACAGAUCUCUUCUUCUUUGAUCCUCACAACUCUAUUAGCGUCGUCACCAAGUGAAAAUGGGUAAGAAGGAGGAGAGAGCUAGACCACAAAUGUUGUCUGUUUACCUUUAUAUACCUAAUAUUGUUGGGUACAUGAGAGUUCUCUUGAACUGUGUUGCCUUUGCUGUCUGUUUCUCCAACAAAACACUCUUCUCCCUGCUCUACUUCUUUAGCUUUUGUUGUGAUGCUGUGGAUGGCUGGUGCGCUCGUAGAUUCAACCAAGUUUCAACAUUUGGAGCUGUUCUCGACAUGGUGACAGAUAGAGUUAGCACAGCCUGUCUACUCGUGAUUCUCUCUCAAGUCUACAGGCCUAGCUUGGUCUUCCUUUCGUUGCUUGCUUUAGAUAUUGCUAGUCAUUGGCUUCAGAUGUACAGUACGUUUCUAGCAGGGAAGAGCAGCCAUAAGGAUGUCAAAGACAGCACUAGCUGGCUUUUCAGACUCUACUAUGGAAACAGGAUCUUUAUGUGUUACUGUUGUGUUUCUUGCGAGGUUCUGUAUAUCAUCCUCCUCCUCAUUGCAAAGAACCAAACCGAAAAUCUCCUCAAUGUCGUAGUUUCCACUUUAACUCAGAUCUCACCACUCUCUUUUCUAUUGGCUUUGACAUUGUUCGGUUGGUCCAUGAAACAAACAGUCAACAUCAUUCAGAUGAAAACAGCUGCAGAUGUCUGUGUACUGUAUGAUAUAGAGAAGCAGCAGAAGAAACCUUGACAUUUCUUCCUUAUUCUGAACCUGCAACACUUUUUAUGUUUCUUAAUGUCUGUAGAAACAUCUUCCUUUGGUUUUUAAACAAUAUUGAUUUUGCCUUUUGACAUAAUUUCUGUUUGUAAAUAUAAUCUGAUUAUUACAAGUUUGUAUUUCCUCUGUUUCAAAAAGAUUGUAUGUUUUAGAAUUGA